AUACGGCCCCUACAGCAGGCUAUGAUGACAUUUAAGAAGCUCCUCAAAGAAUCUAAUCAAAGGAUUGUAUGUGUAAAAGCUGGGAAAUGGUACGAGGAUUCAUGUCAAAGCUGUUGAGGAGACCAGUAAUGCUGAGAUAGAGGCCAGUAAAUCGGAAGACACCGGAAUGGUUCUCAAAUCUGUUUCAUCUGUAUGCUUGACAAAGACUGGUAAAACUUCCAGUCAAGCCCCUAGUGAACCAGAAUCCAAAAAGAGUAGUAGAAAUUCAAGUGGUAAAGUGUCGAUAGCAGAUGUAAUCACUUCCCCUUCACCUGUAAGAAGUAAUAGCAGUAGACGGUCAACCCUUAAAGCGCCGUCAAUAAAGAAGAACAAAAUAUCCCUCGUGCAAGUUAGUACUGAGAUAACAUCUGUCCUAUUGCGAAAAGAAAGACAGCUACGAGACCAUCUAUUCUUCCUUAAGUCGAUAUUCAAUGUUCUUAGAGCUUUACAUAAUCUUAAAGUGAGGGACAUUCGGUCAAAGGUGCCGUUGUCAAGGGAGGCCGUAGAAAGACUACAGAGGGAUCAUUUCAGAGAAGAAGAUUACAGUCGUGGAACAUACGUAUCACGUGGGAGAGGUACUCCAGCCUCUGCGCUGCAUGUAGAGGGUGACCAUGGGGACGGAUCACAUACAGCAGGUCGUCUGUCUAUAUUUAAUACAGCCAAGCGUGCAAACACUUUUGAUAAUGUUACUAAAAGUGUGUUUGGGAGAAGGAAGUCAAAGAACGUUGGAACAACGGAACGGCCUGCCCUCGAAACUUGGGAAGAUCUGUUGAAUGUGCAGCCGGAACCUUACAAGGAAAAACCGGGAUCGGGCAACAUUGGUUUCCAGAUGGGGGUCAUCACAAAGUUUAUGCGCUGGUACAGGAAAGUGGAGGAUGCGGUUGUGACUGAGAGAGAGAAAAGACGGGCUAGUAUAGUUCCCCAGCAUGGACCUAUAGACAACAUUCAUGAGAAAGGCACAGUGUCAGACAAAUCUGAAAAAGGUGAUAGAGAGAGUACUUACACUCAGCCACGGCCAGGAUCUGCAACACAGCCAACAGAAAAGGUGAAAAAACUUCCAAUAUGGCUGCAAGUUGCACAGGAGAAAUCCACAGUUUACCAAGAUGUCACUCAAAGUAUGCCCAAUCCAGAGACAACAGUUCAGAGAUGUAAACGGAAUUUAAACAAGGUGAAAAGAUCUGUACAAAAGGAAAACGAGGCACAAUUGGAGAAAAUUGUCAGAGAACGUUUGGCAACUUUCCGACUUAAGUUACUUGCACUUAACCAAGAGGAGUGCAGUCCCUUGUUUGAGAAAGAAAUACUUAAACUAGACGAUAAGAAGGGAAAUGUGAAACUAUUCCACCUGGAGAAUUUUGAUGUGCAGCCGUCAAAAUGGUACGAGGAAUUGAAGGAGCAGACUAUGGGUAUGAUGUCAUCGUACCCGCAGCCAGAGAUCGCUGACAUGCUCACCAAACUCCAAAUAUACUCUCACAUGGACAAUAAAACUUUGUCGUAUUCGAAGGCAAAGCUAUGUCUUUUGGUGAUGUCUCUACCAGCAUAUGAUAUCUGUCAAAUUUAUAUGCAGAAAGCACUAAAGUUUAUAUUUGAAAACAUCAUGCUUGGACAGGACACACAGUUAAACGAGUGGUUGAAUCACAGGAAGAUACCAAACGUGGUCACCACUGAUAUCUUUAGCAGGCCCGAGUCUCCGUUUACGGACCCUGACUAACCUACAAAAGACUGUUAAACACACGUACACUUUAAUAUUAUGAUAUUUCUAAUUUUAGCUUCCUUCUAGGAUAAAUAUAUUCAUGUAUAUCAUCACUAUCUAUUGUUGUUAAAAAAAUUAAAGUUUUGAAUAUUUA
Molecule: messenger RNA, 1883 nt
Organism: Ruditapes philippinarum (Manila clam)
Lineage: Eukaryota; Metazoa; Mollusca; Bivalvia; Venerida; Veneridae
Exons: 15
Coding region: 167-1747 (526 amino acids)
Source: RefSeq, a predicted model, not a curated record